Hemibagrus wyckioides is the source of this 1747-nucleotide messenger RNA. Its product is annotated as homeobox protein EMX1-like. The record is from RefSeq and is a predicted model, not a curated record. NCBI's taxonomy places the organism in Eukaryota, Metazoa, Chordata, Actinopteri, Siluriformes, Bagridae. Gene Ontology annotation, molecular function: DNA binding; DNA-binding transcription factor activity, RNA polymerase II-specific. The transcript is spliced from 3 exons. Bases 494 to 1192 code for a protein of 232 amino acids. Gene Ontology annotation, biological process: neuron differentiation; brain development; regulation of DNA-templated transcription.
GGUAUUGAGGUUAGUGAGUGAGUGACAGGCUGGAGCUCAAAGCUGUCUGAUCAUCGAUCAUAUUAGUGUACUAAGGUGUUCGGCGCUUUUGCAGUUCAAUCUAGAUUGCAGACGAAGCAAACAGACGGUGUGUGGCUAUUACCUGAACUGACUGUUGUCGCUGCAUUCUAAAGCUGAGUUUUGAAUGAACAUUAGGUGACACUGUCAGGUCAAUAUCAGAGAGCUGUCCGGAUUUGGAGUCAGAGAAGACUGAGUGAAUCUGCAUCCCGAUUUCGGACGCGCUACACACAUUCACAGCUGAGAGGAAUGUCGCGCACAUGAAGUUAUGGAUUUCAAAAAGACUCUGAUUACUUCCAGAACCAAUUCUUUGGAGAUUUGAUAGGGGAUUUCUCUCUCUCUCUCUCUCUCUCUCUUUUCCGAAACUGGUUUGUUUUCGCGCGCGGGGAAUUCGUUUUUAUCUUGAAACCGUAAUUUCAGAACCAGUCGUCCAAUAAUGUUCCAGCACAAAAAGUGUUUCACGAUUGAAUCUCUAGUUGGAAAAGACUCGAACUCCUCCAGCGUUGGAGAUGAACCGAUUCGCCCCACUGCUCUGCGGUACACCGAGUCUGUGCAUCCGGCUCCGUUCGGCAGCUGCUUUCAGAACUCGGCUCGGACGCUGUACGGGAACGUUAACGCGGACAUGAUGUUCCCAGAUCCUGGCUCCCAUUCGGCCAACUCUGCGCUGGCGCUGCGGCACCUGCCCAUUCCCACUCAGCCCUUCUUCAGUCCACACCAGCGGGACAGCCUGCACUUCUACCCCUGGGUGCUCAGAAACCGAUACCUUGGACACCGCUUUCAAGGUGAGGACAGCAGCCCGGAAAACCUGCUGCUGCAUGGACCAUUCUCGCGCAAGCCCAAGCGCAUCCGCACAGCCUUCUCCCCCUCGCAGCUGCUGCGACUGGAGCGUGCGUUUGAGAAGAACCACUACGUAGUGGGUGCAGAGCGUAAGCAGCUGGCCAAUGGCCUCUGCCUCACUGAGACCCAGGUAAAGGUAUGGUUUCAGAACCGGAGAACCAAGCACAAGAGGCAGAAACUGGAAGAGGAAUCGCCCGAGCUGCAGCAGAAGAGAAAGGGCAACCAGCACGUGAAUCGCUGGAGAGUAGCUACUCAGCAGGGCAGCGGGGACGACAUAGACGUGAUCUCCGAGGACUAACGUCAUCGACGCAUGUACAGUAACUCUCUGCAGCUCAGUCAUAGUUAGUGGGAAAAACCAGAGAAGAAAUAAUGAACAAACUAAGCUAAUACCAUUCGAGUUCCAGACCUAGUCAUGAAUCGACUUGGCUGUUAAACCUAAGGAACAGAAAUCUGUGCUGUCAGCUGAAAAUUAUGUGUGAGCGGGCACAGCGAGGAUGCCUCAGCUCGAACUGCUCCAAAAGAAUUGAUUCCAAGACUUUUCGUAUGCAAUACAAACAGACCUCUACAGUUUGGGACUCCAUCACAGAGCAUCAAAGAGCGUCUAGUUUUUCACUCCACUUCUACCGUCCACUUGAACAUUUCCAUCUCAAUGUAUUAUGUUCACUCUGGUUAAGACAACAUUCUGAUGGAUGGAUUGUUGUUUGUUUUGUACUGUUGAAUUGUCAAACUGCUCAACCGCGUAGUUUAAUUCUCUACCGAAGUCGAACUCUCAGCCUUAGAUGUACAUUGAGAUAUUUUGUGGAUUUCUGUGUUAUGCAAUGUUUUAAAAAAAAAAUUGUUUUUUUUUUUUACC